Durio zibethinus is the source of this 1598-nucleotide messenger RNA. RefSeq names its product RING-H2 finger protein ATL22-like. The record is from RefSeq and is a predicted model, not a curated record. Gene Ontology annotation, molecular function: polysaccharide binding. Lineage: Eukaryota; Viridiplantae; Streptophyta; Magnoliopsida; Malvales; Malvaceae.
ACUCGUAUUUUUAUCUCAUUUUCUUUGGAUCUUUUGACUAACCAACUAUUCUUCAACUUUUGUUUUUGUAACUUUGUAGUCAGGAAGAGAUACUGGGUUACGAUAAAAGAAAAGCAAAGGGUUUUUUUUUUUUUAGUUUUCAAUUAGCAGGAAAUGGCAGUGUUAGGAAUUAUCUUUGCCUCCUUCUUCCUAUUCUCUCUUCAACCAUCGACAAGCGUUGAAAUUUGCCGUGUUUCAUGUGGGAUUCAAUUGAUUCGCUUCCCUUUCCGUCUCAACAACCAACCUGAUCGCUGUGGCUAUCCCAGGUUCAAUCUCUCAUGCAGAAACCAAGCCCAGCCUAUCCUUUCGCUUCCAUUUUCUGGUGACUUCAAUGUCGUAAACAUUGACUAUAUGUUCCAAAAUAUAUGGAUCAACGACCCAGAUUAUUGCGCCCCAAAACGUCUUCUUCAGGGACUUAAUCUAUCUGGUACUCCUUUUGAUUUGCUAUAUCCUCGAAGCUACACGUUUUUCAAUUGCUCCCCUGCAUCAAAAGAAUUACCUGAAGCAAGGUAUAUCUCUUGUCUUAGCGGCACAGAUUUUUCUGUCGUCGCUAUACCGGCUGACCUACUUGAUUUGUCUACAUCGUUAUCGACGUCGUGUUUGGAGAUAGCAACGGUUUUGGUUCCAUUUUCCUGGGCAGGUUGGUCGGAUCCUGGCAAUGGUAUCAGGUUGACAUGGAGUGAACCUAAUUGCCUGUGGUGCGAAAGCAGGGCAGGGACUUGCAUGUUCAAGAGUGAUACGGGCCUGGUUGUUGGAUGCUCCGGUGGUUUCAGCAAUGGUCUUUCAAAAGGUGCAAAAUACGGUAUAAUAUUUGGCGUCGGAAUACCCCUCUUGCUCAUCCUCGCCCUGGUAAUUUACCUCCGCGGCAAGGCCAACGAUUAUAGUUAUCAACAUUCCAACCCGGAAGUAUUGUCCAAUUCAGUCGCUUCCAGAUCAGAAACUGUUGCCAAAGGUCUGGAUGGACAAACCAUUGAGGCCUAUCCAGUAACAUUGCUUGGUGAAAGCCGGCGAUUACUAAGGCCAAAUGAUAACACUUGCUCAAUUUGUCUUUGUGAAUACCAAGCUAGAGAAAAUUUAAGGACUAUUCCAGAUUGCAAGCAUUAUUUUCAUGCCAUUUGUAUCGAUGAGUGGUUGAAAUUGAAUGCUGCAUGUCCAUUAUGUCGAAAUACCCUAGAGAAAUCUGCUUCCACUGUUUUAUCUUCUUCAUCUUCAUCACAGUAGUAGAUGAUUAAUUAAUUUAUAUAUUUUCAUUGUGCAGAAAUAGUCUUGUUUUAUAUCUCCAGUAUUCUAAAUAGAGGGAAUCAAUUAAAAAAAUAUGCUCAAACUGAGAUCAUUCCCUUGCAGCUUUACCUGUUAAUGCAAACGUUGUGCAUUGCUGGGUUCAUGCAACAGCAGUUUUUAACUAAUCAGAUGGGUUGAUACUCUUAAUUACUUGAUCAUUUAUGAAUUUCCACUUAAUUUGCAUGCAUAUUUAGGGCUUCCAAAAAGUGCUUAAUAUGGCUCACUUUUUGGUGUGGGGAUAACCCUCCUGUGCCUCAUCGGGAUUAUAAGUUGCCACA